Cylindrotheca closterium is the source of this 945-nucleotide messenger RNA. The record is from the annotation of a GenBank genome assembly. NCBI's taxonomy places the organism in Eukaryota, Bacillariophyta, Bacillariophyceae, Bacillariales, Bacillariaceae.
AUGUCCAGCACCUUGGAACAAGCCAAACAAGCCAUCCCUGCCGAGAUUCGCAUGAUCUCUGGUUGCCGUGAUGAACAAACUUCUGCUGAUGUCUCCAACGUUGCCUCGUUUUCUCUUCCGGAUCCUGCUGGACGAGCUGGAGGGGCUUUGACAUCUUCCUUGUUGAAUGUCACCUACGCGGAUCAUACCAAUACUGGAAAGGAUUUGACCUAUUCAGAAACUUUGCUUGCAGUUCGUGAACAAUUGAAGAAGAAGGGCUUUGAACAAAUCCCUCAGUUGUCCUCCUCGCGUCCCAUGUCCGUGGAUGCCCACUUUGAUUUGGUGCCAGAAAACAUGUCGGGAACUCGUCGUGCCGUCAUGAUUGGAAUCAACUACGUCGGCCAACAAGGAGAACUUCGUGGAUGCCACAAUGAUGUCUUGAAUAUGAAGGAGUACCUUAUGGAUGUCCACGGGUUCCAAGAGGGAAACAUUGAGGUAUUGAUGGACGACGGCAAACACACUUCCCCUACCUAUGCCAACAUUGUCGCCGCCUAUGAUCGCAUUGUUUCCGCCAGUGAGGCUGGAGAUGUAGUGUUUUGCCACUACUCUGGUCACGGUGGAAAGCUCCGGGAUGAUAAUGGCGAUGAGAAGGAUGGAUAUGAUGAGACUUUGAUCCCACUUGACUACCAAAGCGCUGGACAAAUUCGUGACGAUACCUUGUACAAGGAUUUGGUUGGCAAACUGAAAGAGGGAGUCUUUGCCACCUCUAUCAUGGAUUGUUGCCACUCUGGAUCUGUCUUGGAUUUGCCCUACGUCUUUGUUGCCGAUGGUGAAGAAACAGAAAUGCAUGUCGCUCCAGACUUUGACUUUGCUCCUCUUAUGUCAAUGGCACAACAAGUACUGCAACAACAAGGUGUCCCUCCACAAAUGAUUGCCCUUUGUAUGGACAAGUGCAACAUUAUGUAA